GUCUGCAAUUAUAGCUCCUCUCUGGCUCUCUUUCGCUCUGUCUGCUCCUUCAUCAUCUCUCUCAUAUAAGCCAGCGAGAGAGAAAGAGAUAGAGAGAGAGAGAGCUGAAAUUCAUGUGAGAGGAUUUCCUUCCGUCAUUUUCUCUUUCCAAACACUGUUCCACACAUUGUCUGAAAACACACAAAGAUUUUUCCGACAACAUCCGGAUCGAUCUCAGACAAACCCAUUCACUCACUGUUCGAAAGAACUACACUUUAGAAAAAGAAAAGAAGAUGACGAACAAGACCAGUUUAGGUCUCUCCGUCUUCUUCUUCCUCCUCACUCUCGCCGCCGUCACGUCAGAUCUAGAAUCCGACCGACGAGCACUCAUCGCUCUCCGCGACGGCGUCCACGGCCGUCCUCUCCUCUGGAACCUCACCGCCCCUCCGUGCACUUGGGGAGGAGUCCAAUGCAAUGCGGGUCGGGUCACAGCCCUCCGGUUACCCGGCGUGGGCUUAUCAGGCCCAUUACCAAUCGCAAUCGGAAACUUAACCAAGCUCGAAACUUUAUCGUUCCGGUUCAACGCCUUAACCGGUCCGCUCCCUGCUGAUUUCGCUAACCUAACUCUCCUCCGUUACCUUUACCUUCAAGGCAACGCCUUUUCCGAAGAGAUACCUUCGUUUCUCUUCGAUUUACCUAACGUGAUCCGAAUCAACCUCGCUCAGAACAACUUCUCCGGUCAGAUCCCGGUUAAUGUUAACUCGGCGACCCGGUUAGCUACUCUUUACUUGGAAGAUAACCAGCUAACCGGUCCGAUCCCGGAGAUUAAGCUCAAGCUUCAGCAGUUUAACGUCUCGUCGAAUCAGCUUAACGGGUCUAUACCGGAUCCGUUGUCGGGUAUGCCCAAAACCGCUUUUGAAGGUAACUCUCUCUGUGGGAAGCCGUUAGCCGCUUGCGCCGUCGCCGGAAAGGGGAAAAGCGACAAGCUUUCAGCCGGAGUUAUCGCCGGAAUAGUGAUUGGUUGUGUCGCCGUGCUUAUCUUGCUCUGCUUGAUCUUGUUCUGUCUCUGCAGAAAGAAGAAGAAAGAGAACAAUGUGGAGUCGAGAAACAUCGAAGCAGCAGCAGCAGCUCCUGUGCCAGCCGCCGUAGCUAAAGAAACGACGGUGGAGAAUGUUCCUCCUCCGGUGGCUAACGGUUCAUCUGAAAACGGUGCGGCUAAGAACAGUAAAGAUCUGACGUUUUUCGUGAAAUCGUUCGGCGUGUUCGAUCUCGACGGUUUGCUUAAGGCUUCUGCGGAGGUUCUUGGAAAAGGAGCGUUUGGAUCGUCGUACAAGGCGAGUUUCGAGCAUGGAUUAGUGGUGGCUGUGAAGCGGUUGAGAGAUGUGGUUGUGCCUGAGAAAGAGUUUAAAGAGAAGUUGCAGGUUCUUGGUUCAAUCAGCCAUCCAAAUCUUGUGGCAUUGAUCGCUUAUUACUUCAGCCGUGACGAGAAGCUUGUUGUGUUCGAGUACAUGUCAAGAGGAAGCUUGUCUGCUCUCUUACACGGGAACAAAGGAAGUGGUAGAAGUCCGUUGAGCUGGGAAACAAGAGCUGGUAUAGCUCUAGGAGCUGCAAGGGCAAUUAGUUACCUUCAUUCACGUGACGCGACAACAUCUCAUGGAAACAUUAAGUCUUGUAACAUUCUCUUGUCUGAAUCCUAUGAGGCUAAGGUCUCUGACUACUGUCUUGCGCCUAUGAUCAGCCCUACAUCUACACCUAACCGCAUUGAUGGUUACCGUGCUCCUGAAGUAACCGAUGCUCGUAGAAUCUCCCAAAAGGCUGAUGUUUACAGCUUCGGUGUUCUCAUUCUUGAACUUCUCACAGGGAAAUCUCCAACGCAUCAGCAGCUAAACGAAGAGGGAGUAGAUUUACCGAGAUGGGUUUCAUCUAUCACCGAACAACAAUCACCUUCGGAUGUGUUUGAUCCAGAGCUAACUAGGUAUCAAGCUGAGGGUAAUGAGAACAUGAUCAGGCUUUUGAAGAUCGGUAUAAGUUGUACUGCUCAGUAUCCAGAUAGUCGUCCGUCGAUGGCUGAAGUCACCAGGCUCAUUGAGGAGGUCUCUCGUUCAUCUGGUUCACAUAGUCCUUUGUCUGGUUGAUUCUUUUUUCUUCUUUUCAAUGUGGGGUCUAAAUUGAUCGAUUUCAAAAUUGUUUGGUCUAAAUUUGAAUUUGUUUAAUAGUUUGUUCGAUGAUUCUUGAGCUCAGUUGUGAAAUACGUUGAAGAUUUAUUUUUUUAGUGUCGAGUUUAUCAAUUGUUGAAAUA
Brassica napus (rape) is the source of this 2278-nucleotide messenger RNA. Its product is annotated as probable inactive receptor kinase At5g16590. The transcript is spliced from 3 exons. The record is from RefSeq and is a predicted model, not a curated record. Gene Ontology annotation, biological process: protein phosphorylation. Lineage: Eukaryota; Viridiplantae; Streptophyta; Magnoliopsida; Brassicales; Brassicaceae. Bases 273 to 2114 code for a protein of 613 amino acids. Gene Ontology annotation, molecular function: protein kinase activity; protein binding; ATP binding.